Messenger RNA from Saccostrea echinata, 1989 nucleotides. RefSeq lists its product as uncharacterized. The transcript has 6 exons. The record is from RefSeq and is a predicted model, not a curated record. Bases 174 to 1079 code for a protein of 301 amino acids. Lineage: Eukaryota; Metazoa; Mollusca; Bivalvia; Ostreida; Ostreidae.
AAGAUUUUGGAAGUUCGUGAUACUUCGUGGCUUAUCAUCCAACUUGUUUAACUGACGAACUAUGGAUGCCAGCUCGCAAUAAACGUCUCUAUUUUGAUGCGGGAUGACCACGCGCCCCUAUAUCGCCUGCUGAUUAACUUUCCCGCUCAGACUUGUCGUGCAUCUAGACAAAAAUGCGCAAAAAAGAUUUUUCAAUUUCUGUGCUUUUGAAGGGAAAGGAAAAUUUAAUGUAUCAUCUGAUUCUUCUGUUCUUCACUUUGACAGGAAGCCUCGGUGCCGAUUACCUCUAUUGCCCGAGCCCCGUACAGAAGUAUGCAUUUGAAUGUUUCACCGAUUAUAAUACCCAAAUGUUGAACAUGAAAAAAAGCAGUGCGACUUUAUUGUCUGGGGUGGAUGUAGAAAUACUACGGGCAUUCUGCAGUUCCUACAAUACAGCCAUGGCCUGUAUCAGAAAUAUGAAGGAACUUUGUCCCAUGUCUCUACACAGAAAAAUCGAGGCGACGCAGAUGAAUUUGGAGGGCGCUCAAUCUGAGCUUUCGGCGCUCUGCUCUGAUGACAGUAUUUAUGAACGUUAUGCCCGCUAUAUGACUUGUUUCCGUGAAUUCGGGCCAUACUCGGAGAGCUGUUUUAAGAGAAAGAUGAACUCCAAAAUUCGCCUAAUGCAGUGGAUCAACGAGGAUGAUAUAUUUCAGUUAUGUAGGGAUCUUGCACGAACCUUGGAUUGUAUUACCUCAACAAUUACCAUCGAGUGUGGACCGGAAGCUGCGCAACUUGUACCCGUUCUUGUUAAGCCUAUGGUAAAGAAAAGCACGAAGUGUGACAUGAUAUCUACAACGAUAUCAGAAGAAACCCAGACCACGGUAAAACGGCGGAGACCAUACAGACAGAAAACUAGCACCCCUAUUGCCAGAUUUGUAACUACGCCAGAAACAGAUAGAUCAUUGCACAGUCACGUGAUAUACGCAAACACGAACGACAAAAAUAGCGCCUCUCUUCUGAACUCUGGUGUGGCAGUUAUGUGUUUGACGUUUGUUUUUCUACAAUACUUAAAAAUCUAUCUUGGUCUUUCAGCAAAUUGACUAAAUUUAAAGCGUAAAGAGGUAAACAACGUACCCUUACCAUUAAAAUAAAUCACAAAAUCCAUCAGUUGUAGAAAAGUCCUCACAAGACUUUAAUCUUCAUACCUCAUCUGUUUCAGGUUUUGUUUUAAAAAAUGCAUCAACUUUGCAAAAUCACACUUUUUGUUACCCUUUACCUUAGAAUCGAAUGUAAACAAUAUAAUUAUGUAUAUUCUACACAUGCAAUCUGUGAUACGCAAACAACAUUCCAAGUUCUGUCCUGCACCCUACAGAACUAUUUAGUUGUUAAUUAACAAUCAAAUGAAGGGGAAUCCUUGUCGGCUGUGGAGAACAAUAGUGGAAUGUCCCUCCAUCUCGGAAAGAAAAUAGAGAACAAGGCAAUCAAAAUUCGAAGCGGUGGUUAAAUGAAUGUAAUGUACUUUGGUAAAAGAUAUUGUUCUGAAAGAAAUAUAUAUUUUUGUCAAUUGUAUUUUUCUUAUAACAAUUACAGUCAAAUAAUCCAAUGUACCUAGAACAGUAAAACUUGUCUAAUCCAGAUGUUGUUUACUCUGAAAUCUUGUCUAUUGCGAAGUAAAUUUUAAGUACUUUUCAUAAAAAUUAAUUGUUAAAGAUAUUGUCAAAUCUGGUAUGUUGUCUAAUCCGGCAAAUUUCAAUGGAACCAGUAGUGUCUGGGUUAGAAAAGUUUUUACUGUAUAUUUUUCUCAGAUUGAGAUUUACAUAUCUGUAGUCUUUGUUUAUAAAUAAUAGCAGAAACACAUAGCUUUGCCCCGUUUCAUUUAAAAUAUCUAACAAACUAUCACUGUGUUACAGUCUCAUUCUUCAAUCAUACCCAAAAAUAUUAUUCACAAUAGGGGCAUAUAAAGGUAUUAAGUGUUUAAGGCAUUCAAAAAGAUAUAAAGGAACUUUGAGA